UAUAUUAUCGAAUGGGUAUCUGGUGUGUGUGCGUGUGUGCAUGUGUGUGUACAUGUGUGUACAUGUGUGUGCGUGCAUGUCUGUUCAUCAGUGUGCCUGUGUGACUAAUCAGAAGUGGCCAGACUUCGCUGGAACAGAUAAAUUCUUGCGUGAAAAGAGAUGAGAGAGUUAAGGGUGAUUAUUUGCUUCCUGGCUGAAUUCAUCAUGGCCUGUGCAUCCAUGAAUUACUCAACCCAGUGUGAAUGCCAGAUGACCGAGACUGUCCAAGUGAUACAGGGAGAGGGGCUGCGUUUGCCCUGCCCCCACAGCGAAUGCAGGAAUGAGGCCACCAAUUCGCCGAUAUUUUGGUUUAAAGAAGGAAGUGAAGGAAUUCAGCCAAUCAGCAUGGAGGAAAAUGAGCGGGUCCAUUACCAUGAGGGUGUCUUGUACUUCCUGCCUUUUAAUCUGAAUGACACAGGCGUUUAUAUCACACAAUGGUGGUAUCAUGCACAUGCGUGUGAUGAGUUUAAAACUAAAAUUGUGGUUUUUGAGAAAUUUCACCUCAGUCAAGUGUACGCUAACCUCUCCGAAAAAACCGAGAUUCUGUUUUUAGACUGUCCAGUGUGGAACAACUGUAAAAAAACCAAAGGAGAAAUCUCCUGGUACAAGGAUUUCCAUCUGAUCCCUCAUAAGUCCAAUGAAAGGUUUAAAGUUAACCACAAUUUAGAAAAAUCUAUAGGAAUCUACACAUGUAUGUGCACGUGGGAAUAUCACGCCCAACUUUACAACACCAGUAGAUCCAUUCAGGUUCUAAGACAAGAAAAGUCAGUGGCUUUUCCUCCAACCUUUCAACAUCCCAUCAACAACUCAGUGCAGCUUGUGGACCUGGGGAAGGAGGUGAAGCUGAACUGCUUGGUGUUCUUUGGUAUAAAUAUAAAAACAAAUGGGAGAAGAGUGUUUUGGCAAAGGAACGGCAGCAACCUGAACACUAACUACAGGAUGGAAAAUGGAUCAAUGCUAUCAAGUUUUACAAUUAGUCAGGUAUCAGAGGCAGACCUCCGAUAUAAAUAUUGUUGUGAAGCCAGGAGCCUAUACGAAGUGGGUGUUGUGUGCAUCACCCUCAAGACCAGAGAAUCACUGAUCCCAAUGAUUUUGACAUUUUCAUACAUGGUCCUAUUCCUUCUGCUGGCUGCAUGGAUUGUGAAUUUCUUCACUGUGGAUCUCGUCUUGUUUUUCCGAAGCUUCAGAAUAAUGCAGAGAAAAAGAGAGGAUGGCAAAGUGUAUGAUGCAUAUGUGAUCUUCCAGAAGGAUAAUUUAGAUGAGAUAACAGGAAGGAAAGUUGCUUAUUUUGUCAACAAAGUAUUGCCGGCUGUACUGGAAAAGGCCUGUGGCUUUAAACUCUACAUACAGGGCAGAGACGACCUACCUGGUGAAGAUUGCACUGAGCUUAUUGAGAAGAAAAUGCAGCUGAGCCGCAGACUCAUAGCUGUGCUGCCUCCAGGAGUCAGUCACCAUCAAGGGGUCACAACCUCCUUGUGUUAUGACUGGGAAGUGGGACUGCACCAGGUGCUGGUCGAGCAGGAGCUAAAAGUGAUUCUGAUCCAACUGGGAGACAUGAUGGAGUAUUCCCAUCUGCCCCUGGGGCUGCAGCAUCUUCUCCAGAAGACUCCGCCCCUCAGGUGGGAUGAGUGCAAAGGCAAAGCAACUUGCCCCUCCUCUCGCUUCUGGAAGCAGGUGCGCUACAUGAUGCCUGUUCCGUCAGUCUCCAGCUCUCGUGAUGUUGACUUUUAAGUCUAAUAAGCACUUUUAAGUAUAAAAUUUUUAUUUUUUAACUCACUAAACAGGAACAUAUCUAUCUAUCUAUCUAUCUAUCUAUCUAUCUAUCUAUCUAUCUAUCUAUCUAUCUAUUGUACACUUAGAUCUUGCAUUAUUGUAAUCUAUUACAAAGUGUAUUAUAUAUAUAUAUACAAUUUUAACACAGAAUUGAUCAUUUUCAAGUGCUGGUUAGGAUACUGAUACUGUGGGUUGUUCUUGCUCAUAUUUAGGCAUAUAUGAGUCUUAUAUGACACCAGAAAUAUAGAAAAUCAGCAAAAUCUUCUGAAAAAUUAGUUUUUGUCAUUUGCUAAGACACGUUAAAUGAAACUAGGAUCCACUUGAUCUUCAUCAUCACCUUCUUAGCACAGCAUAAGUCUUCUCUUGCAAAUGUCUUAACACUUUUCCAUUUGUUUCACAAAUUUUUUGCACCCUUUUUCAAAACAUUUACCACAGAUCUCAUUCAAAGACCCUAAACUCUACUGGAUUAACUGUGUUGAACAAAAGGAAAAUAUCUAUUCACAGCUAAUAGAAAGAGCUUGCAUAAUUAUGAAUAUCUAACACACCUGUGUGAAACUCAUUAACAUUGGCAGCAAGCAGUCCUCUUCCCUCUAUAAAAGAUGCCACCUCUGUGUUGCUAUUUGCAAGCAUGGCUCAAAGAGUUUAAAAAUUCAUGGAAGGAGAGCAAGAGGUCAGGGAAGAGGGGUCAGAGGAAGUAUUGACCAUGACUAUCAGAUUGCAUGAAAUCCAGGCAGCUCAGGAAGCAUUUCAAGGGAAGACAUCCAAUUUUUGAGAACCUGUAGCAUGAUCAUUAUGAAUGGAUGGGCUAACUGUGUUUUGAGUAUUUUAUCUCUUCUUUUACAUUAAAAAAAAAUAGAGAUUUCCACCUUUAAGUUUCCUUAGGGUUGGCUGCUUUUUUUAAAAAACAAAAUUCAACACUUCUGAUACUUCUUACAGUGUAAUUUCAUAUUGAUGGCUGUUUUUGUUUUUUUUUUGGUAUUUUGUUGUCCAGUGUGUAAUGAUGUGGUCAAAUUAAAUAUAUUUAAUCAAA
Molecule: messenger RNA, 2842 nt
Organism: Hemibagrus wyckioides
Lineage: Eukaryota; Metazoa; Chordata; Actinopteri; Siluriformes; Bagridae
Gene: il1rl1
Product: interleukin 1 receptor-like 1
Exons: 11
Coding region: 160-1770 (536 amino acids)
Biological process (GO): signal transduction
Molecular function (GO): interleukin-1 receptor activity
Source: RefSeq, a predicted model, not a curated record